UGUAGGCAGAAGCCCACAGACUGUGAUUCACUGUAAAGGAGGAGCCAGUUAAACAGCGUGGACUGUCGGAGAAGAGAGGAGGAGAGAAGAAAGCGAGCUGAGGGCUGUGAGACGACGAGAGGACGGGUCGGCUGAAGCGAGAGUGCGAGGUUUACCAGCUUUUUAUUUCCUCCGGAAUCCUCGACGUGUCUUAAAGAAGCCUGCGAAGUGAAGGACUCUCAGGAUGGAGCGGAUGGAGUCAAUGGAGCCGAUCUCGGCAUACUACACCACGGCUUACCCGGAGAUCCAACCAGACAGUACUUACGGAUCCAAAGAGACAACCGAGAGCCAGGCAAUGACUCCACCACCUCCAACAUAUGACGAGGAGUUGGUGCACAAGACAAUCCUGGUUGGGGACAGUGGUGUGGGAAAGACAUCUCUGCUGGUGCAGUUUGAUCAGGGCAAGUUCAUCCCUGGCUCAUUCUCUGCCACAGUGGGCAUCGGAUUCACAAAUAAAGUGGUGACUGUGGAUAACGUAAAGGUCAAACUGCAGAUAUGGGACACAGCAGGACAGGAAAGGUUCAGAAGUGUGACACAUGCGUAUUACAGAGAUGCACACGCUUUGCUCCUUUUGUAUGACAUCACCAGCAAAUCAUCUUUUGACAACAUUAGGGCUUGGUUAACAGAGAUCCACGAGUAUGCACAGAGCAAUGUAGUCAUCAUGUUGCUGGGCAACAAGGCCGACAUGAGCAGUGACCGAGCGAUCAGGAGAGAUGAAGGAGAGAGGCUGGCCAGAGAGUACUCAGUUCCUUUCAUGGAGACAAGUGCCAAGACAGGGGUCAAUGUAGAUCUGGCCUUCACUGCUGUGGCCAAGGAGUUGAAGCAUCGGGCCAUCCAGCAUCCCAGUGAACCCAAGUUCCAGAUUCAUGAAUAUAUUGAGGCACAGAAGGAGAAGUCAGGCUGCUGCAGCUACUUUUAAAACUUAUCUCCCAACUCUUCCUCCUCCCAUAGCUCUGGGCGAACAGACUGUCAGAGACACAUUACUGAGUGGGAGGAAGCCCUGUAUCUCACUGCUGCUCACAAAAUGUUACACUGCCAUUCAUUCAAGACUAAAAGCCAAACGUACAUCAGUGGAUUAACCAUGCUACAGACCCACACAAGUUUUCUUUAGCUGAAUACCUCCAACUCUCCAGACGUCAGUUUGCACUACUGAUGCUUUCUAAAGUACAUUCAAGGAAAGAGUAGUUAUUUAUUUGAUAUGUUACAAAAUAUUCCCUCAGGGAAUUUUCCUUUUUUUUUUUUUUUUUAACUUAGAUGAUCAAUAUUAGUCUCUUGUAUUUGUUUUAUUAAUGCAAUUGCAGUCAAGAGUUAGUAAAUCUGGAGGCAGGAGCAACAGCUAGCCUGACGCUGUCACAAACCACCUACAACUCCAUAACAUAGUUUUCUCAUUUGUUUAACAUGAACCAUGAUAACAGACAGUGUAUCUUAGCCUGUUAGCAUGAGAACUUUUACUAAUUUUGAUUAAGCGCAGUGCAAGCGAUGCUAAAGGAGCCUUUCAUUUAGAGAAUAUCUGGUUAUAAAUCCAAUUAAAAACCUUUUCAUGACAUUUACAUGCAUCUUCUAUUUUUAAAAUUGUAUUUAUUUAUUUAUUUAUUUUUGCAUAACUUAGCAUACUAAGCAUAUGGAACCAUACUAAAUACACAGAUAUAUAAUUAAAAUCAGUGUUAUGCCUCACUGUUAAUAAGUAAUUAUAAAAAAAUUAUAAUUAUCUAUAUAAAAUGUAUUUUCUCUUGGUGAAGUUAUAUGAUUCAUGUGUCUUUGGAACAGUUAUUUUUGUUAAUAUUUUCUGUUGUUUCCUCACAUGUGGACGGUAAGGUGCUAGGCUGGUUAGCGCUUUUGCCUCACAACAACAAGGUUACUGGUUUAAGCCCUGGUUGGGAUCAUUCUGUGUAGAGUUUGCAUGUUCUCCCUGUGCCUGUGAUGAUUUUUCUCAUGCAUAUUGGGUUAACUGGUGUUUCUAAAUGAACUGUAGACCGUAUGUAAGGAACUUAAACUACUUGGAGCAUGUAGAAUAAACAUUGGCAUGCAGAGCAAUGCAUCUGUGAACUGUGUCUCUGGGAGAAGGAUUACUGUGAAGAGCGAACAUUCGAUACUAAGUACUUGAGUUGUUGUCUGUUAUUUAAGGGAGCGUUAUGUACAUACAGCAUGAGUUGAAUAAUUUUAUAUUGUGUUAUACUGUGCAAAAGUCUUGAGUCACCCUUGUAAUAGUUGCAGCAUCGCUUGGGGGGG
Messenger RNA from Pelmatolapia mariae (spotted tilapia), 2268 nucleotides. RefSeq names its product ras-related protein Rab-37-like. Gene Ontology annotation, biological process: regulation of exocytosis. NCBI's taxonomy places the organism in Eukaryota, Metazoa, Chordata, Actinopteri, Cichliformes, Cichlidae. Bases 224 to 958 code for a protein of 244 amino acids. The transcript has 9 exons. Gene Ontology annotation, molecular function: GTPase activity; GTP binding. The record is from RefSeq and is a predicted model, not a curated record.